This is a messenger RNA of Trematomus bernacchii (emerald rockcod), 4432 nucleotides long. It is a transcript of the gene sobpa, whose product is annotated as sine oculis binding protein homolog (Drosophila) a. Gene Ontology annotation, biological process: animal organ development. The transcript has 9 exons. The coding region runs from base 263 to 3028 and encodes 921 amino acids. Lineage: Eukaryota; Metazoa; Chordata; Actinopteri; Perciformes; Nototheniidae. The record is from RefSeq and is a predicted model, not a curated record. Gene Ontology annotation, cellular component: nucleus.
ACCUGGAUCAACAAAACAUUUGUAGACGCACUAGGCGGCUCACCACUGGCGCACGGACCGUUGAGGAUACGGGCAGAAGAUGGCUGACUUAGCCGGGCACCUCAAGCCCUCGGCGGCAUCACCAGCAGCGUCACGCGGGCCGCUGAAAAGCUGCAAGACAUCCGCCGUCUGGAGACUGUAAACAGCUGCCUCUCUUCUCUCACCCCCCUCCUCACCCCCCCUCCUCAACCGCAAAUAUUGACAGAAGUAUCUCAGAGGGAACAUGGCAGAGAUGGAAAAAGAGGGCAGACCUCCGGAAAAUAAAAGAAGCCGAAAGCCAGCGCACCCGGUGAAAAGGGAAAUAAAUGAGGAGAUGAAGAGCUUUGCAGAGAACACCAUGAACGAGCUGCUGGGCUGGUACGGCUACGACAAGGUGGAGCUGCGAGACUCUGACAACCUGGAGAUGGGAGAGACGCCACAGCACAUCUCUGUCCUCAAAGAAAACUUGUUGCCAAAAAUCCCAGCCUCAACAGAGAGCGGUGAAGGCUCUCCGGAUGGAGCCAACAGCUCCCACUGUCUGCCAGGCUCCAGGAACGGAGUCACAGAGCCCUCCACCACCCCCUCCACCUCCAUGCCCGGCACCAAGGAACAUGGCAACAUGCCCGGCACCAAGGAACAUGGCAACAUGCCCAUCAUUGUCCCCAUGAUCCCCCCGCCACUGAUCAAGCCUCCCUCAGAUGAAGAUGCAUCCAACAUGCAGAUCCUGUGCGCCUGGUGCCAGAAGGUCGGCGUCAAGCGCUACUCUCUGAGCAUGGGGAGUGAGCUGAAAAGUUUCUGCAGCGAGAAGUGCUUUGCUGCCUGCCGUAGAGCCUAUUUCAAGAGAAACAAGCUGGGAUAUAUAAGGAAUUACGCUGCAAGAGACGACGAUGGCCUCGGUGGGAAAUUACCCCAGCACAGCUUUACUCAGGACACGCCCAGGCUUGUCUUCAAGACAAACAGCGAUGUGCUUGUGUGUGACUGGUGCAAACAUAUCCGCCACACUAAGGAGUACCUGGAUUUUGGUGCUGGUGAGCGGAGGCUGCAGUUCUGCAGUGCCAAAUGCCUGAACCAAUAUAAGAUGGACAUUUUCUACAAGGAGACCCAGGCUGCGCUGCCGGGAGGGUUCUGUAACCCAGGACACGGGGGAGGAGGUGAGGGUAAGAUGGAGUGCGGCGGGGGGGUUCAGCUGCUCACUCCUGAAUCUUGGGGAACGCCGUUAACGGACCUCCGGCGUAAAGCUCCCUCGCCAGGGGGGCCAUCAACAACCUCUGCAAUGGCCCCUUCCACUUCUUCUGCCACCUCCCCCUCAGACUCUGCAGCUGUCUACUCCCCAUCGUCCUUGUCCAAGAUCCCCACACCCAGACUCCACGAGGGCCACACGCUCCACCCUCCGCCUGUUCCCACUUUGCACCCCCCUGUCGGGGUUCCUCCUGGUAGCCCUCCAAUGGUGAUGACACCACGAGGACCCAUGCCCCUGCCCCUGUUCAUGGAGCAUCAAAUGAUGCAGCAGAUGCGUUCACCAUAUCUUCGGCCCUCUGCCCACCCAGGUGGGCCCCAUAGCCCCCUGUCAAACCCUAUGAUCCCUGGUAUUGGUCCACAUCCGAGGACCAUGGGUCCAGCAUCGAGCCCCAUGCACAGGCCUCAGAUGUCUCCACAUGUUUACCCCUCAUCUAACCCCAACCCUGGUAUGAUGCCACCCUACCCCGGUUUCUCCAUGCCAGGCCUCCCCCAUUUUCCCCCAGUCAAUAUGAUGCCCAAUGGACGCAUUCCUAUGCCCCCAAUGAUGAACUAUGGCAUGCCAUCUUUGUCCCCAUUAGUACCCCCGGCAACUCUCUUGAUCCCCUACCCUGUCAUUGUACCCUUACCAGUCCCAAUCCCUAUUCCAAUCCCUAUUCCCUACAACCCUCAGGCUUCUUGGGACAACUCGGAGAGGAGUGGCCCCUUCCGCAGUGCUCCAGAGUCAUCCGAAUGUUCAGCUUCGGGGCCCCACUCUCCAGGUUCCUCUGGAGGGCACAGAGGGGAGCAGAAAGUAGAGCCAUCAGUUCUAGAGCGUCUCUCUCCUGCACACUCGGAGAGGAGCAGGACAGGGAUGGUGGACUUGACUGUGAAGGCAGAGGACAAUUCGGGCAACCUGUGUCCAACCAGCUGCUCCGGACCCAUGGACGGGGUGAUUGAUCUAACUGUGGGCCAGAGGACUUGCCAACAGCAGGUCAUUCAGAGGAUGCUACCAGGGGUCCAGGUCAAAGUAGAGGCAGAGACUGAUUCAAGAUCUCCACCAGCUGCUGGGCUAAGUUGGGAAGGGAAGGGGAGUUGUGACGGGGGAGAAGGGGCCCUCUCACAGAGCUUCCUCAGUGCUACGGAGCUAGAAGGGGCCACACAACCAAACACACUGGAAUCAUCAGGUCCUCCCUCCAGCUAUAGCAGCCCUUCUUGCCAUGAUGACCCACCAGUGAGCCAGCUAAAUCCCUGUAUCUCUAACCAUACCCCACCAUCCUUGCCAAGCACAGCACGGACCCAAUCCCAAACCCCGCCCCACCUCCAAACUAACCCUGCUGCCCUGUGUAAUGUCAUAGUCAAUGGUUCGGGGUGGCAUCCGCUUCUCCCUCCUGCCUUCGAGUCUUACCCUGAGCGAGACAGUGUUGCAGGAGAAGGGGAGGCACAGCCAGCCAACGGUGACCUAGAGCAUGAGGCACUAAAAGAGAACAAUUGCUCGGUUGGAGUUGGAGAUUGGGAGCCGGGGAAGCGGGGCUUAUUGCAAGACGAGAUGGCGGACACAGUGGAGGGUAAGCCGGAUCCUGACUCCAACGCAGAGGAGGGUGAGCAUGCCUACUCCCUGCCGCUGCUGUCCACCGGAGGCUGUGUGGUCAUCCAGCCUGUGCCAAAGCCCGGCGCUGACAAGACGGCCAUCCUGUCCUGCUCCAUCAGUGCCCCUUUAUCAGUGGACGGGAGCCCCGAGCUGGAGCCGCCGCUAAAGAGGAGGUGUCUGCGAAUCCGCAAUCAAAACAAAUGAGAUGGACGCUCUGAGGACCACAGUGCCAUCAACGACACUCACUUGUCCACCCCCCACCUCCAAACCCCACCCCUCCCAGCGACACUACCGCACAUGUACAUGCACACACAUACACUUUUUUCUCGUCCUCGCUCAUCGCCCAGUCUACCAGCACCACAAAUCGCCUUCGACGACUGAUGAGAGUCCAACCAAACAUGUUGAUGAGUAUCACAGCAGAGCGCUCUGGACUCAUUUGGUCCGUGUGACAGACGCUCUGAUGGAAUGAACUACAGACUUUGUACUGCAGACAGUAUAAUACUGCAACAAGAGGACUUCACCCCACUGCUUCUCUCCUUAUUUAGAGGCUCUCAGCCCACACUGCCCCUUACACCUAAUCCAGCGUCACCAUCAAAGCAAGAGCUCUUCACAUUGUCUAUAACUACAGAACACACCAGAGGGAUUAAUGAAGGAGCCCCAAAGAGUGACUACCUUAUUUUAAUGAAAUUCUACCAUUUUGUCCAACAUGGUGCCACACCACAAGUAAAUCUCUGAUCCAGUAAGUGUUUGUUUUUUCUCUCUGUCACUAAGGUAUAUACUGAUUUACAAAGUGUAGAUUAUAGAGCCAUAGAGAUGGCAGAAAUAACAGAAAAAUGCAAAAAUGUACUUGUCAAAGUGUUCUGGGUGAUUUUGAGGGGCGAAACAUGAACACGGUUAAUAGGAUGUGACUGAAGGACAAUUAAAAGAGAUGUUUCAAUCAGAAGGCUUAAAAAGUGUCCUUGGACAUUAAAUCACCAAUUUUGUGGAUAAUUAUUCCUACUGAAUGAGCAAACUGGAAGAUAAAUGAUUAACCUUCACCAGCAAGGAAUGGUGUGUGGGCAGAAUCAUACAAUCUCUGACAUGUCCUGUAGCAUCAGUUUGUUUGGUAUUAAACUCCACUUAAUUGACAUAUACAGUACUGUAUGUUGUAACAAAAGAAUGAUACACAGUUGCCAUGAAAAGCAUUCCUACCAUUGACAUUUUCACGCCAUUUGGAAUCUCGCCUGAGUGCUUAAACAGUACGCCAUACCAGUAACCGUAAUGGGCCCCCCUGCUGUUUUUAGAACGUUUCAAGGCUUAAUGCGCCUCGAAAAAGAACCUGGAUUGCAUGGCAAUAUAAAAACUCUGCCAACCUGCAGUGGCUACUUGCUACCGCAGGCUAGUACUUCAUCUUUUUUAUAAUACAUUACCAGUGAUGUUCCUGUAAUGGGCUAGUUUGAAACUGACUGCACUGAAUUUAGAGGGGGCAGAGGAAAGCCAGCUCUUUCAUAAAUAAUUAUUGUGGGACUUAAAGUAACACCACACGUUCUUUUCUACAAUAAACACACUCAAGACAAAUGUUAUGUUUUAAAUAUUUGAGAGAUAUUUAAAAUAUUGCUUCUUGCUUGU